AUGAACCAUAGCACUGUGACUGAGUUCAUAAUUCUAGGCCUCACCGGAAAUCCAGAAAUCCAGGGAUUUCUCUUUGUUACCUUUCUUUGCAUAUACCUUGUGGCUUUCCUUGGAAAUAUGCUCAUUGUUAUUGCCAUAAUUUAUAACACCACUUUGCAUAGCCCUAUGUACGUUCUUCUUCUGGCAUUAGCUAUUGUAGACAUUAUCUGUACAACGAGCAUUAUACCCAACAUGCUGUGGACUAUGCUUACACCAGAGAAGACCAUCUCAUAUGGGGGUUGCAUAUCUCAGCUCUUCUUCUUCACAUGGUCUCUUGGGGCAGAGAUCGUUCUCUUUACCACCAUGGCUUAUGACCGCUACGUGGCCAUCUGCUUCCCUCUUCACUACAGUACUAUUAUGAAUCACCGUAUGUGUAAGACUUUGCUCAGUAUUGUCAUGGGAAUCGCAGUAACUAAUUCCUGGGUGCACACUGCUCUUAUUCUGAAACUCAACUUCUGUGGACCCAAUAUCAUUGAUCACUUUUUCUGUGAGAUUCCUCCACUGCUUGCUUUGUCUUGCAGUCCUGUGAAAAUCAAUGAAAUUAUGGUGUAUGUUGCUGACAUUUUCCUGGCCAUAGGUGACUUCACUCUCACGUGUAUUUCCUAUGGCUUUAUCAUUGCUGCUAUUCUACGAAUCCGUACCACAGAAGGCAAAAAGAAAGCGUUUUCAACAUGCUCAUCCCACCUCAUUGUGGUUUCCCUGUACUAUUCCCCUGUCAUUUACACCUAUAUUCGCCCUGCUUCUAGCUACACAUUUGACAAGGACAAAGUAGUAGCGGUGCUCUAUACUCUUGUGACUCCCAUGUUAAAUCCGAUUGUGUAUAGCUUCCGAAAUAAGGAGAUGCAGUUAGGAAUUAGGAGAGUGUUUGCUUCUCUGAAACAUUAG
This is a messenger RNA of Elephantulus edwardii (Cape elephant shrew), 924 nucleotides long. Its product is annotated as olfactory receptor 13G1-like. The transcript has a single exon. Gene Ontology annotation, biological process: G protein-coupled receptor signaling pathway. Gene Ontology annotation, molecular function: G protein-coupled receptor activity; olfactory receptor activity. The record is from RefSeq and is a predicted model, not a curated record. Gene Ontology annotation, cellular component: membrane. Lineage: Eukaryota; Metazoa; Chordata; Mammalia; Macroscelidea; Macroscelididae. The coding region runs from base 1 to 924 and encodes 307 amino acids.